Molecule: messenger RNA, 1762 nt
Organism: Magallana angulata
Lineage: Eukaryota; Metazoa; Mollusca; Bivalvia; Ostreida; Ostreidae
Product: stromelysin-3-like
Exons: 11
Coding region: 75-1586 (503 amino acids)
Biological process (GO): collagen catabolic process; extracellular matrix organization; proteolysis
Cellular component (GO): extracellular matrix
Molecular function (GO): zinc ion binding; metalloendopeptidase activity
Source: RefSeq, a predicted model, not a curated record
UGAAGUGCCCCCUUGAUCUUUGAGUGCUAUGUUGUGUAUAUAAACAGGGCGUCCAGACAUUCCGGUUUAAAACAAUGAAUUCGGCGAUGAUCUUUGGGUUACUUACACUAGUGAUACUGUAUUCUGUGUCUGGAGAAAAGACAACGGAGCAGAUAGAGACUUAUUUGUGUAAAUAUGGAUACUUGAUUGAAAACUGCAACACCAAUCGACUGGCCAGUGAAGAAAAUAGAAUAUACGCAAUCAAAUGGUGGCAAAUGUUCAGCAAUCUCGAGGUCACAGGGGUCAUCGGUCCCGCAGACGAAGAGGUCAUGAACAAACGAAGAUGUGCUUGUGAAGAUGUUAUGCAAAAGGAUGAGGUCAUGAACCCUGAACUUCAACCUCAACAAUUCAAUCUUGGCCCAAAAUGGCGGAAAACAGAUCUGACGUGGAAAAUUACCAAAUAUACCAGACAGCUUGAUCAAAGUAAAACUCGGAGAGAGAUUGCUCGAGCACUGAGGCAUUGGGCCGAUGUGACUCCACUAACCUUCAGGGAGGUCGCCGGCGAGUCCGAUAUAACCAUUUCCUUCGAGGUUCGAAAUCACGGGGACGGUGUCAGCAAUUCCUUUGAUGGCCGCGGUAGAGUACUCGCGCAUGCUUUUUUCCCAUCCAAUGGCGAUGUCCACUUUGAUGACGAUGAAAACUGGGGGUUUGGUGACGAAGUGGGAAACACCAAGACCGAUUUCUUCACGGUGGCGGUGCAUGAGUUUGGUCACACCAUGGGGUUGUUUCACUCAGACGUACAGGGGGCGCUCAUGUACCCGUAUUAUUCCGGAUAUAACGCGAGUUUCACGCUGCAUGACGAUGACGUGAAAGGGAUGCAGAGUUUGUACGGUCCGCCAACAGGGAGGCCGCUGACCACCCCCUAUCCUAUGACAACAUCUCGCCCCACCACACCAGCACCUCGGCCUCGAAUCACCCCGGCACCUACCCCCAGACCUACCCCAAGACCAGAAAUUCCGGAAUUUUGUAACGUUCAGAUACAAGCUGCUGUCAGAGAUUUUGAUGGUACGCUGUUUGUGUUCACCCAAGGCAAUUACGUCAUGAGAAUAACAGAGAGAGGCUUCCUAGACAGAAUUCGAACCAAUAACCUCUUUCGGCGUGCCCCAUGGUCUAUGGACGCAGCCUAUAGUAUUCCAAGUCUUGGUCGCACUUAUUUUAUGCGAGGUCAAAGACUUUGGGAGUUUGACCGAAUGAGGAAUCCUAUGGGUACAAUAUUGGUACAAGGCGGCCCUCGAACAAUGCCCGAGAGACCACGGGCCGUGAUCGCCACAUCUGCCUCCGGAAAUGACGUAGAAGUGUUUGGAAGUGGUAUCCUUUGGAGGAUGAAAAUGAAUGGCGAAGUUAUAGUUGGAUCUCAUCGUUACAUUUCCAGUCAGUACAGUGGAGUUCCGAGUAUGAUCGAUGCUGCCGUAAGAUGGGACUCCCGAACUGUUUAUUUCUUUAAAGGAAACAGAUAUUAUAAAUAUGACACCAGUCGCCGAACUGUACGGGUAGGAGAUUUUGGCCCUGCCUUCUUAAAAGGGGAAUGUGGUGAUGCUCCCAGAUAAAAAUGGCUGACCGCUCACCGGAAGUGACUUUGCACAGUCAUUAAUAAUAAUAAUAAUAAUUUAACAAUUAGAUUUUAUAUUACACUGACGAAAGUGUCUAAAUUGAUUUAUAUAAAUUAUAAGAUUUUUCGUUUUCCCAGUUGUUUUGUUUUCAGUAAACCAUCACGUAAAUGACA